GUGACAAUCCGGCCUAGGCGAGGCGAGUGGGGCCGGGAUCCUCGAGAGCAUCGGGCGGCCCGGGGCAGGGGCAGAGGCAGUGCCAAGCACCAUCGCCCGGCAGCGGAGUAGGGCGAGGGGAGCGACCUCCACAUUCGGGGGGCACAGUCGGCCAGGAGGGGAAGGAGGGCGGCGAGGCUCCAGCUUCCUCGCAAGGACCGCUCCUCCCGCCAUCCGCCCCCGGCUACCGGGUCGGGGAGAUGGCUACCAGAAAGGUCACCGGGCCCCUGCUCUUCUCCGUCGGCAUCGCGGCCAUCAGCUCUUUCCAGUUCGGCUACAACACAGGAGUCAUCAACGCCCCUGAGCUGAAAAUCCGGAACUUUCUCAAUGGCACCCUGAGUCAGCGCUCCGGCCAGCCCAUCUCGGACUCGUUGCUCACCUCCCUGUGGUCCCUGUCGGUGGCCAUCUUCUCCGUGGGGGGUAUGAUCGGUUCCUUCUCUGUUGGCCUCUUCGUCAACCGUUUUGGCAGGCGGAACUCCAUGUUGAUUGUGAACAUCCUGGCCGUCGUGGGUGGCUCCUUCAUGGGCUUCUCCAAGCUGGCGCAGUCGGUGGAAAUGCUGAUUCUGGGGCGCCUCAUCAUCGGCCUGUUCUGUGGACUCUGCACGGGCUUCGUGCCCAUGUACAUCGGCGAGAUCUCCCCCACCUCGCUACGUGGUGCCUUUGGCACACUCAACCAGCUGGGCAUCGUUGUGGGCAUCCUGGUGGCCCAGAUCUUCGGUUUGGAGGCCAUCAUGGGGACGGACGCGCUGUGGCCGCUGCUGCUGGGCUUCACCAUCAUCCCUGCCAUCCUGCAGUGCACCGCCCUGCCCUUCUGCCCCGAGAGCCCACGCUUCCUGCUCAUCAACAGGAAGGAGGAGGCCAAGGCCCAGCUGAUCCUGCAGCGGCUGUGGGGCACGCAGGACGUGAGCCAGGACAUUGAGGAAAUGAAGGAGGAGAGUGCCAAGAUGGCCCAGGAGAAGAAGGCGACAGUGCUGGAACUGUUCCGGGCACCCAACUACCGGCAGCCCAUCCUCAUCGCCAUCAUUCUCCAGCUGUCCCAGCAGCUCUCGGGAAUCAACGCGGUCUUCUACUACUCUACUGGGAUCUUCACCGAUGCUGGCGUCCCUGAGCCAAUCUACGCCACCAUUGGGGCAGGCGCGGUCAAUACGGUCUUCACUGUGGUGUCGCUGUUCCUGGUGGAGCGGGCCGGGCGGAGGACGCUGCAUUUGGUGGGGCUCGGGGGUAUGGCCGGCUGCGCUCUCCUCAUGACCAUCGCAUUGUCCUUGAAGAGUCAGAACACAUGGAUGAGCUAUAUUUGCAUCGUGGCCAUCUUUGGAUUCGUGGCGUUCUUCGAGAUUGGGCCGGGGCCCAUCCCCUGGUUCAUCGUGGCCGAGCUGUUCAGCCAGGGGCCCCGCCCAGCUGCCAUGGCUGUGGCUGGCUGCUCCAACUGGACCUCCAACUUCUUGGUGGGAAUGCUGUUCCCUUUGGCUGCGGAGUACUUGAAAGCCUACGUCUUUGUUGUCUUCAUUGUCUUCCUCCUCAUCUUCUUCAUCUUCACCUUUUUCAAAGUCCCGGAGACCCGAGGCCGAACUUUUGAAGACAUCUCCCGGGGGUUUGAGGGGUCCCCCAAGGAGAGCUCCAGUACACCUACCCUGCUGGCGGAGAAAGGGCCCAUCGUGGAGCUCAACAGCUCAACAGAGCCAGCCAAAGACGCCACGUCCAGCGUCUAAGACCCCACUUCCUUCCCCCCAUCCCUUGUGGAAAAAAUACCAGCCCGAGCCCAGCCUUGGGGGGUAUCGGGGUGGGAACUGGGAUUCCGGGGUUAGGGGGAGGUGGCACCUCUUGGGACACAUCUGGGGGACACAUCUGGGACCGUUUUCUGAUUGCUGCUACUGUAUUUGUUCCUUUCUCUCCUCACUGGCCUGACCCCAACCCUGCUCUUCCAACUCCUGCUCCUUCCUUCUCCUCCUGGCUUGCUGGGAUGGAACCCAGGACUAGCCCCGUUUUCAUCAGCUUUUUUAUCCAUUGUAUUUGUGGGGUCCCGCACCUUCUGCACAGGGGAGAGGGUGGACUGGUUGAUUCUGGAGGGCGUGGACUGGGUUCCGAGCCCCAGACCCACCAACUCGGGCACCGCUAGGGCCCUUGGAAGAGAUGGGGAGGGACCCACCAGCCAGACUGGGAGGAGACCCGGGAGGGAUGGGAGGAAGAGGGGAAUCUGCACAGCACCUUCCUCAUUCUGCUGAGCCCAUCGACUUGACUUUAUUUAUUUUGCCUGCAGGUGUUAUGUCAUAAAUAUUUAUUUUUUUAAGUGUAAAAAAAAUUGUACAAAAAUAAUGACAGCUAGGGAGAGGCGAGGUGCAAGGGAAUCCCGGGGAAGAUGCAAUAAGGCUGGAAGGAUUUUAAUUGACUCCCACAAUUGGGGCUGUGCAUCCUGAUAGGAGCCCAGUGGCCCCUGAAGUUUGCAUAUUAACUUUUAAAGAGUCAUUUCUGCCUGCUAGGUGGAAAAUGGAAAGCUUGAUUGGAAGAUUGUGGGUUGGGGUUGUGUAGGGGUUCAGGGUAUCUGCAAAAUCUACUGUUUCUUUCAAUAAUUAUUCCCUUACUGAUUAGAUAGGUGACAAUGGCAGGUUUUACUUGAAGGCUGCAGAGGACUCCCGGAAGAGGAAUUUGGGGCCACAGGGAGAAGCCUGAGGCCCAGCCCCCUCACCCCCAGCCUGAUUUUUGGUUUCUUUUUGUUUAUCUAGAGAGCCAAGCUAGGAACAAGGUGGUGGGCUCCGCCCCCGAUUGUCUCCUAGUGGUUACUUAGAAAUUUCUUGCCGCGGUUAAUUUUUCCAAUUAAAGGUUAAGUGUCAUGACCCCCCAGUCAGUGCCUGCCCUCGGGGCUGGCACUGAAUGGGGGGCGGGUGGGGUUACAGUUACGGUUAAGGGUUGGAUGAGUUUACAGUCGGUCUGCCAGGCGGUUUUGGGGUGGAAGAGAGAGAUAAUCCAGCCAGAGGCCUCGGCUGCCCAUGCUAUUGAAUUUGGGACCCUGAAGGGAGCAGGGAAAAGGGAUAGGCAGCUUGCCUCCGUGUGUAGCAGUGUGUGUGUGUCUGCGUGUGUUACCCGUUGGGGACAGUGGAUAUGUGUGCUGUGUCACUGGGGUCAUAGCCCGCCC
This is a messenger RNA of Tachyglossus aculeatus (Australian echidna), 3169 nucleotides long. RefSeq names its product solute carrier family 2 member 3 (gene SLC2A3). Bases 240 to 1748 code for a protein of 502 amino acids. Gene Ontology annotation, biological process: monosaccharide transmembrane transport. Gene Ontology annotation, cellular component: membrane. Gene Ontology annotation, molecular function: hexose transmembrane transporter activity. Lineage: Eukaryota; Metazoa; Chordata; Mammalia; Monotremata; Tachyglossidae. The transcript is spliced from 10 exons. The record is from RefSeq and is a predicted model, not a curated record.